AAUUUAAUAAAGAAUCUAUCGAAUGGUCCAAUAAAAUAUUUCAAGAGUUAGAAGAAUAUUGGAAAUCUCUAGCAAAUAAUAUUAACUUAUCCAAUAAUAAUUUACAUAAAAAGAAUGAAUGGUUAUUUGAAACUGAUUUAACAACAUGGCUUUACAGAUUUACGAUUGAUAUGAUUGUUGUUUUAUCCACUGGAGAACGUUCAUAUUCAAUGGCUUCGCAUUAUAAUACAUUAAGUCCUAUAAAAGUAACAUGCACUGGUACAGUAAUUGAAGAUUCAGAAAGAUUUCUUCAAGCACUUAAAAAACGUUCUUUAGGUACUGGAUUUUUCGUAUAUCUUGGCUCAUUUUUACGUAAUCACGCACCAAUUAUUAAAGAUAAAGCUAAAGAAGUAGUGGAAAGUCAAAAUUACAUGUUUAAUAAAUUAAAAAAAAGAAGACAAGAGAUUAAAGAUACUACGUUAGGGGUAGAAUUAAGGCAUUAUAUUCUAACGUCAUUAAUUACGGCCAAUAUAAAACGAAGUAUUAAUAGGAUAAAGUCUGUUAAAGAUGAAUUAAAUAGACCGAUGACUGAUAAAGAAAUUGGGAGUGUAUUGUUUGAUAUUUUCCGAGGUGAAAUAGACACU
Messenger RNA from Racocetra persica, 623 nucleotides. The record is from the annotation of a GenBank genome assembly. NCBI's taxonomy places the organism in Eukaryota, Fungi, Glomeromycota, Glomeromycetes, Diversisporales, Gigasporaceae.